AUGGAAAGCUUCAAGCUCUCUUUGCUGGUCUCCCUUCUCCCCUUCCUCCUUUUCAACCUUGUCGCCGCCGGGGAUGCCGGGGAGGAGCUCGGCACGUACAUCAUCCACGUGCAGCCCCAGGAGAACCACCUGUUCGGCUCGACCGACGACCGAAAGGCGUUUCACCAGUCCUUCCUCCCUGAGCAUGGCCGUCUCCUGCACUCGUACCACCAUGUCGCCAGCGGCUUCGCGGCGCGGCUGACACGGCGGGAGCUCGACGCCAUCUCCACCAAGCCCGGAUUCGUGACCGCCGUGCGAGACGUGAUCUACCAGACACAGACGACGCACACCCCGCGAUUCCUCGGGCUUGACACGGCCCGGGGCACGAGGAACUUGUCGGUCGGUUUCGGCGAAGGCGUCAUUAUUGGGGUGCUCGACACCGGCGUCUUCCCCAUCCACCCCUCCUUCAGCGGUAAGGGCAUGCCGCCACCGCCGGCCAAGUGGAAGGGGAGGUGCGACUUCAAAGGCUCUGCAUGCAACAACAAGCUCAUCGGCGCACAGACUUUCCUCAGUGGCAGUCGCGCCCACAGUCCACCGACUGACGAGGAAGGGCACGGCACGCACACUUCCAGCACUGCGGCAGGAGCCCAUGUUCCGGGCGCUCAGGUGCUUGGUCAGGCCAGCGGAGACGCAUCCGGGAUGGCGCCACGUGCGCACCUAGCCAUGUAUAAGGUUUGCAACGACGAGGGCUGCGCCAGCGUGGACAUCCUCGCUGGCAUCGACGCCGCCGUGUCCGACGGCUGCGACGUCAUAUCCAUGUCGCUUGGCGGGCCCUCGAUGCCGUUCUAUCAAGACAGCCUCGCCAUCGGCACGUUCGCCGCCGCGGAGAAAGGUAUCUUCGUCAGCAUGGCGGCCGGCAACUCGGGUCCACUCCACAGCACGCUGUCAAACGAGGCGCCCUGGAUGCUCACCGUCGCCGCCAGCACCAUGGAUCGUUUGAUCCUCGCCAAGGUAAUCAUCGGAGGCGGACUCUCCUUCGAUGGCGAGUCAGUUUACCAUCCGGCGUUCAACCUCUCGGGGCCUCUCUUCUUCCCGCUUGUGUAUGCCGGCGCGAGCGCGAGGCCCUUCGCCCAGUUCUGCGGCAACGGCUCGCUGGACGGCUUCGAUGUGAAAGGCAAGAUCGUGCUAUGCGACCGGGGAAACAACGUCGGAAGGGUGGACAAGGGUGCCGAAGUGCUCAGAGCUGGAGGCGCCGGCAUGAUCCUGGCCAACCAGUUCAUCGACGGCUACAGCACACUCGCGGACGCGCACGUUCUCCCGGCCUCGCACGUCAGCUUCGUCGCUGGACUAGAGAUAAAGGCCUACAUCAAAUCCACGUCGAACCCGGAGGCAAUGAUCUCCUUCUUCAGAGGCACGGUCCUCGGCACGUCGCCAGCGCCGGCCAUCACCUCCUUCUCCUCCCGCGGCCCCUGCAUCCAGAGCCCGGGCAUUCUUAAGCCCGACAUCACGGGCCCUGGCGUGAGCGUGCUUGCGGCGUGGCCGUUCCAGGUCGGGCCUCCAAGGUUCGACCUCAGGCCCACCUUCAACAUCAUCUCCGGCACGUCCAUGUCCACGCCGCACCUCAGCGGCAUCGCGGCGCUGAUCAAGAGCAACCAUCCGGACUGGUCGCCGGCGCAGAUCAAAUCCGCCAUCAUGACCACCGCCGAUGCCACCGACCGCUCCGGCACGCCGAUACUCAACGAGCAGCACAUACCUGCCGACUUGUUCGCCGUCGGGGCUGGCCAUGUCAACGCGGAGAAGGCUGUGGACCCUGGCUUGGUCUUUGACAUUUCCACCGACGACUACAUCGGCUACCUCUGCGGCAAGUACACGGACCACGAGGUCUCGGUGAUCGUGCGCCGCCGGGUGCUCUGCUCGGCCGUGACGUCGAUCUUGGAGUACGAGCUGAACUACCCGUCGGUGUCUGUACUGUUCACGCCGGAGACGCAGAUGUCUACGAAGUGGGUGUAUCGCACGGCGAAGAACGUCGGAGAGGAGCCGGCGGUGUACUACGCCCACGUCGACAUGCCGGCGAACAGCUGUGUGAGCGUCAGCGUAUUCCCGAGCUCGCUCUCGUUCGCCCAGACGAACCACGAGCAGAGGUUCCUGAUAAUCGUGUCGGCGACGAAUAGCAGCGCCACGGCGGUGCAGGGCGCGGUCCGCUGGGUGUCGGAGAGGCACACCGUGAGGAUCCCCAUUUCAGCCACCUUUGCUGCGGAAUAG
Molecule: messenger RNA, 2241 nt
Organism: Lolium rigidum
Lineage: Eukaryota; Viridiplantae; Streptophyta; Magnoliopsida; Poales; Poaceae
Product: subtilisin-like protease
Exons: 1
Coding region: 1-2241 (746 amino acids)
Biological process (GO): proteolysis
Molecular function (GO): serine-type endopeptidase activity
Source: RefSeq, a predicted model, not a curated record